CUUCUGUACUUACCCAGUGAGCUAACAUAUUGGCUGAACAAGUCCGACAUCCUACACUUCAAUGGAGGAACAGCCCAGAGAUCGGGCACAAGACAAGAAACACCACCACCAGGGAGAGGACAGAAACUCUAUUCAACAUCCAACUUGUCUAAAAAAUGAUCAGAGCCACUUCCAGCGCCAGCAUCAGGAAACGCAGACGAAGAAAACAGGUUGGGCCAUCCGGAAAAGCAAUAAAAAAGUAAACAUCAGUGAGGAGGAGGGGGAGAAGAAUCCACAUCUGUCUGAUACUGUUGGUAUGUUGCAUCCCCCCAACAGCAAUGGUAACAGACACCCAAGUAAUACAAAUGUGAAGCAGAAGUCAGCACAAAAGCUGUACACGACUGUUCCAAAAGUGAGCAGCAAAGGAUUGGACCAUAAGAAGAAUAUGGACCUUAAAAAUGACAAGGAAAAGGCCCUGGAUUUGAAUCAUCAUGAGGGCCAGCCUUUGGAUAAGAAAGACUCUGUGUUGCUUCAAAAUGGCGUUGUAAACUGUGGCUUAAUUACAAAUGGCUAUUCAAGCAAGGACAACGAUGGCAGCGGCUCCGAAGGUGGAUAUACUACUCCGAAGAAACGCAAGGCCAGAUGUAACAACGCAAAGAACACUGAUAAUGUGAUUAGAGAGAAGGAGAAAGACAUGCAGCAGGGCAACACUACACAGGAGCAUGGGGCUUUUAAUCUUGAGACGACUGAGAAGGGAGUGACUUCCAGACUUGACGUCUUCAGAGCCGCCCAUAAAGUAGAAGCUCAGUCAGCAGGUAGACGGGCUGUUACGUCAGAGGCUUCAAUGGGUGAAUCUCAGAGGAAAAACUCUGAUGGCAAAACAGUUGGCACCUUUGGUAAAAAGACUGAGGAAAGGCACAAAGCCAAGCUUUCCUCACCUUCAAAAGAGGACUCGUGGACUUUGUUCAAGCCCCCUCCAGUAUUUCCUGUGGACAAUAGCAGUGCUAAAAUUGUUCCCAAGAUCAGUUAUGCAAGUAAAGUAAAAGAAAACCUCAACAAAGUAGCUCAAGGUGGAGGAGAGGCACUGCCUCCUCCUGUUAGACUGUCACAGGUCCCUAUGUCUGCUAUGAAAACUAUCACCUCAGCUAGCUUUACUAAUGGUCCUGUUUCUGGAAAUGGAAACGGCUGCCCAGUGGGUACCUUCUUUGCUCCUGCUGCUAGUAGUAUUCCACCAGCCCCAUCUAUCCCAAGUGGCGAGAAUGUAGCAUCUCCUUUGGAAAGUAACUGUAGCUCUACGACUAGUCCAAUAGAUGGAGAAGCAUAUGAGCUUAGAAAGUGUACUCUUUUAAUUUACCCUUUAAAUAUGCAACCUGUGCUCCCUAGUGCUCGUCACCUUGACCCACCGGCUGCUCAGACAAAUCAGAAAGCCUUGGGAGAUAUCUUCCAGAAUCAGUGGGGGCUUUCCUUCAUCAAUGAGCCCAACUUGGGGCCAGAAGGAGGAAGUGGCCAGUUGCCUGCAGAGGACAAAACUACUGUGGUCACGCCUCAAAGCGAGUGUCAGGCUGUCGCAGCCAAGGCUGCCCAGCCCUGCUUUGAUGUUAGCCCAACAUUCUUAGAGCCUGGCACUUUGGCUCAAGACCCUGAGAAAAGGACUUGUGCCCCUUGCAAUGUGUCUAAUGCUUGUUCACCUGCUUGUGUGACAAGUGAGGAGGAGAACAAGCUGCAGCCAUGUGGCCAGGAAAAGACAAAAGCUGAGGGCAAGGGUGCAGCUUCUGCUGCGUCAGCCCCCAGUAAAGACAACGGUGCUAAGCCUGCACAGGGCCAACUAACCACUUUGUUGUUUGGCUCAUCUAAAGAACAGGCCCACUCUAAAGACAUUGGCAGAAGGUGUAGCUGGGGGUCCUUUGACAUUAAAGCUGCUGUCACUUAUCACACUAAAGAAAUGGAAUUCAUUUUGAACUUGCAAAAACAAGAUCCAAAAAGAGUAGUGGUUUAUGACGAGACUAAGGAUGGACCUGAUCAGUGAGGUAGAUCGUCUACAGUACUUACCUUCUUCUCUACUGGGUGCUGCAGUUAUCUACCUUGGAAAUCAUAAAUCCUGUUGGACAGAUAAAGUGACAACUGUGAAAACAUUGAUAGUAUAGCAUGACAGAUUUUCCUUGGAGUCUCGGGUGGAAAAAGCAGACUUCUUUGGGGGCAUCAGACAAACGCGCACACGCUCUGGAGGGACGUUAGAGGAGCCGAUCGGUGCCUCUGCUACAUGCUAAACAGACACCUGCAACUUCGGAGCUGCGUUAGUCGUUUGUCUCAUGGCUCUUCAGGAUGAUGUUCGGGAGUUCAACAAAGGAAGGUGUCAUGGAUUGCACCUCCCUAAGCCUUUAUCCUGUUGAACUGCGGCAGCCGUCAGUCUGACUAUGGGAUGCCUCAGUCAUUUUCUUUCUUCACGCGUUCAAAUGAGUUCAUUGUAGAUAUGUUAGACGUUAUACAUACACAUCUGUGUGCAAGCUUGAAUUAAUCGUGGAAGAAAGGAGAACACACUUUGCAAAGAUUGCCUUGGAGUUGUGGAAUAAAGGUCUAUUGGAGUCCUGUUAAACUGUAAGUUAAGUGAAAGCUCACAGGUGAGGCCCCAUCCAGGAAGGGAGAACCUUGUCUUAAAUCCUUUUUUAGGGGAAAUCAGAGCCCAGAAAUGUAAUGCUUGCUUUUUCUUUUAUACUGUUUUGUCUGAGCUAACAUGAUGAGUGUUAUCCGCACUGCAGUGUGACCCCCAGAGCACAGGUACAGAAGUGCCCCAUUUGAAGGAAAGCUACGCCCCUUCAUUCAUUGUUUAUUACAGGUAUGCUAAAGAUUUUCAAAUCAGGUCUCCAUUAAAGGCAAAACCUUUUCAUUUAAAGCUUUUCAUACAUUUCAUGCAGACAGUAAUGAAGUCAGUGCAGUCUAAUUUUCAACUGAGAUACAUACGUAUAACUCCUGAGUAAUCUGAGUGACAAAUGUUAAGCAAGAGAUGCUGCAACCAAUGCGGUCUUCUGCGUUUUGUGCGAUUUGUUCAGCAGCAAGACUCAGGAUGUCCAUUCAGAUUAUUUUGCCUGCAUUUCUGUUUUUUGUGUACAAACUACUCAAUUCCUCUUAUCAAAGGAACACAUGUUGCUGUUUUCUGACUUCGAUUUUUAUUGUUUUCUGACUCAGCAUUGGGUCUUUUCUGUCUUAUUUGGCAUUGAGUUUCCUGCAUGUUUACUGGUGGAAAUGAACGAGUCAGAGGUCGCUCUUCAUCGCCACGCAAAGAUAACAGUAACACGACAACAAUUGCAAUACUAAUCUAGGUUUCCCCGACUAGCCACUUUGUCAAACUGUGUCGAAAUGUGAAGAUGAGUUGUAAUUUUAUGUUUUACUGUGGAUAACAUUUUACAUUUGCAAACCAGUGUGCAAUAACACCAUGAGAUCCAUACAAUGUGUGAAAUGGGUUCUAUGGAGCUACAGAAUAAUUGCCCAAGAUGCUGGUGUGGCCUGCAGUUCAUUUGUUUGUUCAGAAGUGUUAAAGGUGUGUUUUAAGUUUGUUACACCAAUCCUUGAGGUGUUUUUUAUUUUUAUUCUUUUUGUAAUCGCAAAAGAGCUCAUGUUGAAAGAUCUAAUGAAGUCUAGGGAGCCCAAAUUUGCUAACUGCUAACUGGCCAGCUGUGACAUCACUUUCAUCGCCAUCUCCAAAUCAGGAUUGGUUUUCUCAAUGUAACGAAGGAACUGUCCAGGUUUCUGUUCUCUAGAAGAUAUGAUUUGGUUAAUGUGUGGAUUAAUAGCACUUUAUGUAAACUAAUUGCUUUUAUCUUUUAAUUACUAGAGAGAUCUAUAUGUACUGACAAGAAAUACUCCUUGAAAGAAUGGCUCUGGGCUGUUACUUUUCAGAAAAAAAAAACACAUUGAUAAAUACAGAAUUAUUAAAUGUAACUCAGGUAGUGUUGAUAAAGCCAUGACUAUGUUAAAUAUUGUUUUUGCCAAAUGGCCCCUGUCAUGUAACGUUCUCAAAUUGGAAAUGUUGAAGUGGAGUCCUCUUAUGUAGAGUCUCAUAUGAUGUGACAAAACACCAAAUAAUUACUUGUGAGGAAAACUGUCAUGGCAUGCAAGGUGCCGUCAUUAAUUAUUCUGGGCUCUAAAAAUCAAAGUUUUCCUGCUCGUUUCCCUUAAAAAAAAAAAAAAGCACAUUGCUCCAUGCGUUUUCUAUGUGUACUAGACUGUAAUCUGCUUCUUGCAAUCUUUGAUGG
Chelmon rostratus (copperband butterflyfish) is the source of this 4229-nucleotide messenger RNA. It is a transcript of the gene nufip2, whose product is annotated as nuclear FMR1 interacting protein 2. The record is from RefSeq and is a predicted model, not a curated record. Lineage: Eukaryota; Metazoa; Chordata; Actinopteri; Chaetodontiformes; Chaetodontidae. The transcript has 4 exons. Gene Ontology annotation, cellular component: nucleoplasm; cytoplasmic stress granule. Bases 62 to 2005 code for a protein of 647 amino acids. Gene Ontology annotation, molecular function: RNA binding.